Molecule: messenger RNA, 1878 nt
Organism: Trichoderma aggressivum f. europaeum
Lineage: Eukaryota; Fungi; Ascomycota; Sordariomycetes; Hypocreales; Hypocreaceae
Product: CAZyme family AA1
Exons: 5
Coding region: 1-1878 (625 amino acids)
Biological process (GO): cellular response to iron ion starvation; reductive iron assimilation
Cellular component (GO): high-affinity iron permease complex
Molecular function (GO): copper ion binding; ferroxidase activity
Source: RefSeq, a predicted model, not a curated record
AUGAAUAGCUUCACGCGAGCGGCGGCCUUGUUCGCUGCCUCUCUGAGCCUUGCCAGUGCCGCCACCGUCAACUAUGACUUCAACAUCACUUGGGUCACGGCCAACCCGGACGGAGCCUUUGCGCGUCCCGUCAUUGGCAUCAACAACCAGUGGCCCAUUCCUCGCAUUGAGGCCAAUGUUGGCGAUCGCAUUGUCGUGAAUGUCAACAACCAGCUUGGUAACCAGUCGACUUCGCUGCAUUUCCACGGUCUCUUCAUGAACGGCACCACGCACAUGGACGGCCCCGUGGGUGUGUCUCAGUGUGAGAUUCCGCCCGGUCACUCCUUCAAAUACGACUUUACUAUUGACCAACCCGGCACAUACUGGUACCACUCUCACCACAAUGCGCAGUAUCCUGAUGGUCUUCGCGGCCCCCUCGUCAUCCACGACGCCAAGUUCCCUUACCGAAAGGAGGUUGACCAUGAACUUGUCCUGACCCUCUCGGACUGGUACCAUGACCAGAUGGCCACUCUUCUUCCGGCUUUCCUGACCAAGAACAACCCGACUGGCGCUGAGCCUGUGCCCAAGGCGGCGCUCAUGAAUGAAACUCAGAACUUGACUGUUCCUGUCGAGCCCAACACAACUUACAUGUUCCGAGUCAUCAACAUUGGUGCCUUUGCCGGCCAGUACCUCUGGAUUGAGGGCCACACCAUGCGCAUCGUUGAGGUUGACGGUAUUUACACCGAGGCUGCUGAGGCUGACAUGGUCUACAUCUCUGCUGCCCAGCGAGUCAGCUUCCUCCUCACCACCAAGAACGAUACUUCUGCCAAUUUCCCCAUUGUCUCCAGCAUGGACACUACUCUCUUUGACACCCUGCCAGAUGAUCUCAACUACAAUGUCACUGGUUGGUUGACCUACGACUCUCAGGCCACUCUUCCCGAGCCUGCCCUUGUCGACGAGCUGAACCCCUUUGACGAUAUGACGCUUGUGCCAUAUGACAAGAUGGAGCUACUGCCCGAGCCGGACCAGGUCGUCGAGCUCGAUGUCAUCAUGGACAACCUUCGCGACGGAAAGAACUAUGCCUUCUUCAACAACAUCACUUACACCAAGCCCAAGGUUCCCUCCCUGUACACUGCCAUGUCCACCGGCGACCUCGCCGACAACGCUGCCGUCUACGGCGAGUUCACCCACCCCUUUGUCCUGAAGAAGGGCGAGAUUGUCCAGAUUGUCGUCAACAACCUCGACUCUGGCCGCCACCCCUUCCAUCUUCACGGUCAUGCCUUUCAGGCUAUUCACCGUUCUGAAGAGGAAGCCGGUACUUUUGAGGACGAGGACCUCUCCGAGAGCGACUACCCUAGCGUGCCCAUGCGACGGGAUACCCUCGUCAUCUGGCCCAAUGGCAACAUUGUCAUGCGCUUCAAGGCUGAUAACCCUGGUGUCUGGCUCUUCCACUGCCACAUUGAGUGGCACGUCGCUUCUGGCCUUCUCGCCACGUUCGUCGAGGCUCCUCUUGAAAUCCAGAAGCAGUUCACUAUCCCCGACGACCAUCUGGCCGUCUGUGACGCUGCUGGCACCCCCUCCAAGGGCAAUGCUGCUGCCAACACUGUCGACUUCCUUGACCUGACUGGCGAGAAUAAGGCCGCUAAAACCAUCCCCGGCGGCUUCACUCCCCGCGGGAUUGUUGCUCUCGUCUUCAGCUGCAUCACCGGCGUCCUUGGUGUCGUCGUCGUCGCCUGGUACGGCCUGUCCACUCCCUUGGAGCUCGUCCCCCUUGAGGUCUCUCGCAUCGUCGAGAACUCAGAAGUCACUGAGACAUCCCAUGCUGCCAAUGGCGAUGAGUCUAGAGCCGCGGUCUCAUCCAGCAAUGCUGCUGCCGGAGGCGCUGUUUCGAGGAGCUGA